This is a messenger RNA of Schizosaccharomyces osmophilus, 1533 nucleotides long. It is a transcript of the gene pof11, whose product is annotated as F-box/WD repeat protein Pof11. Gene Ontology annotation, molecular function: protein binding. The transcript is spliced from 3 exons. Lineage: Eukaryota; Fungi; Ascomycota; Schizosaccharomycetes; Schizosaccharomycetales; Schizosaccharomycetaceae. Bases 1 to 1533 code for a protein of 510 amino acids. The record is from RefSeq and is a predicted model, not a curated record.
AUGCCUGAUGACCCAAAAACAAAUUGCAAUAAACACCAAAUUUUAAAUGAACUAGCAGGCAAAGCAUGUGAACAAAAUGACUUAUUGAAUGGCAAAAGUGGCUGUCCACGUACUUGUUCUUUUUCUCCCUUGGAAUCCAAAAAACUCGAUACCAUACAACUUACACUUUCAGAGCUGCCGAGAGAAGGAAUUCUCUUCGUCUACCACUAUAUACAAACUCUAUUAUUCAAGGAUUUUACUGAAUUUUUUCCCGAGGAAAUCAUUUUGCGGAUUUUUAGCUGUCUCAGUCAAUAUGACCUUUGCAGAUGCAAAUCCAUGUCCAGAAGAUGGAAAAGGCUACUAGAAGACCCUGCUCUAUGGAAAACGCUGUUCCAACGAAAAGAUUGGCACCUAAAUCCCAAGGUCGCACAAGAAUUCCAAGAAUGGACGCGUACCAAAAAUCAUCCCUUCUCUGAAGAGGAUUUCAUUCGUAUCGAUCAACACUUUCUAGGUCCCCAUGGGACUAUCUUUCACGAUCAACAAUGCGUCUACGAUUCGCAAAACCAUCCUCUGCUCAAUUGGUCUCAUAUUUACAAAGAACGCGCUCGAUUGGAAUCCAAUUGGCGCCAUGGUAAUUUCGUUUUAUGCGAACUGCAAGCCCCAACACGACUGGGAAGGUUCUCUCGUAAUUCAACGGACAGCGUAUAUUGUGUGCAAUAUGAUGACGACUUUGUCGUCAGUGGGUCAAAAGACCGUAUGAUCAGUGUCUGGGACAUUCAUGCUGGUGCCUUGUUGUAUUCUCUUCAUGGUCAUUUGGGCAGUGUCUUAUGUUUGCAAUUUGACCGAGAACGUGACCUCGUCGUCUCUGGCUCUUCCGAUACUUCCAUUUUGGUUUGGAGUUGGCAAAGAAGGUGCCCUAUCAAAUAUUUGACUGGGCAUACAGACAAUGUUUUAGGAGUCAUUGUCGCUGGGAAGUACAUCAUUUCCUGUUCUCGUGAUCAUACAGCUCGCGUAUGGAAGCUGGAUCCUUCACCCGAAGAAAACCCCUGCGUACAUGUCUUGAGAGGACAUCUUGCUUCUGUUAACUCCGUUCAAUACAAUGAAGCCACCGGUGUUAUCGUAACGGCCAGCGGUGAUCGUACUCUAAGGAUGUGGGACAUCCAUAGUGGACAGUGCUUAAAAGUCAUACAUGCGCAUCAGCGAGGAAUUGCCUGUAGUCAGUACAAUGGGCAGUACAUAGUUUCAGGAUCGUCAGAUACCACAGUUCGCAUCUUCGAAGCCGAGUCCGGAAAGCUGCUUCGUAUACUUCAAGGUCAUGAAGAUCUCAUCCGAACUUUACAAUUUGACGAUGAAAAAGUUGUUUCUGGAGGAUACGACGGGACCAUACGGGUAUGGAAUUUUGAAACCGGAGAAUUGUACUGCGUUUUACAUAAUGACCGAAGAUCUCGGGUAUUUGGGUUACAAUGUGAUCACCGGCGUAUUAUAGCCUGUACUCAUAACAGCGAGAUUUUUGUUUGGAGGUUUGAUUAUGGAAUUGACUGUACGUUUUUCUAA